AUGAUGCAACAUUCUAUUGAUGCCAAUGCCCAGUCUUCUGUGAUAGCACAUUCCAGAAAUGAUUGUGGCUGUUUAAACACUAAAGAUUGGUUAAAACUGGCUUCAAAUCUCGCAAUUCCUCUUAUCAUUGGUGUUUUUACUAUUUUCAUAUCUAUUAAUCAGCAAAAUACUGUGCAAAUUAAUCGAGAUAAAGAUGUUGCACAAGCUGCUGAACUACGCCGUAAUGAUACUGAGCGAGCACAAAAACAACGAGCAGAAGACAAAGAAAUAGCACGAUUACAACGUGAAGAAGAUAAAAAGUUUGCACAACUACAACGAGAAGAAGAUCAAAGAAUGUCACGUCUUCAACGUGAAGAAGAUCGAGAGAUUGCUCGUCAACAACGUGCUGAUGAUAAAGAAAAUGCACGUUUACAACGUGAAGUUGAUUUGAAAAUAGCGAGAGAUAAACGAAUACAAGAAUAUGAACUUACUGAAAAAGAACAUAGUUUAUAUCAAAGUCAACGUGCUCAUGAAGUUGAAAUCGCUCAGCAAAACUACAUGGCAAAUCUCAUUUUAAAAGAUGACCGACGGAAAGAAAAUAUAUUAAUUAAUUACCAACGGCAACUGGCCAAACUACUGCUUCAUUACGGUUUUCAACUAAAUAUCUCACAGUCCACGUUACUAUUCGUACUACGAAUGAGAACCAGAGCAGCAUUUCGCCUUCUUAAUCCAGUACGUCGUUCUGUUCUUAUGCAUACUCUUCGUCAAGGUGGUCUUUUUGGUGCUCGACUGGAUCAUUCGAUAUUUAUUCAGUCAGAUUUUGCUUUCGUAUCUAUGGCUGAUGGAAACAUGAGUAAUGGUUCAUUUAUCGAUUCAGUUUUUGAAACGACAAAUUUUGAUCGAGUCGAUUUUUCCGGAGCCGAUUUUCGGCGAUGUACAUUUCAAAAUAUAUCAAUGGUCAAUUGUUCAAUGUUCGGAGUGAAAUUACAAGAAACAAAAUUCUUUUAUGUGAAUCUGUUUGGAUGUAUGGGCUUUCAAAUCGAACAAAUCUAUUCUUUGUCAGCAGCUAAUAAAGUCACUUUACCAAAUGGAACACUGUGGCAUUCUCAAGCGGAAACAGACGAUCAUAUUUUCUAA
This is a messenger RNA of Adineta steineri, 1116 nucleotides long. NCBI's taxonomy places the organism in Eukaryota, Metazoa, Rotifera, Eurotatoria, Adinetida, Adinetidae. The record is from the annotation of a GenBank genome assembly.